UGAUUUGGUCCUGUGUAUUGAUUUUUCAAGAUGGGACAGUUCUAUUAUUAUUUUUCAUUUAAUGUUUAGAUAAAAGCCUAAUUUCCUUUUCAAAAUGGGCACCCAAAAGCCCGGGGAAUGGGCCAAUUCCCUGAUAGCGCGUUUUGAAGAGCAGCUACCAUACAAGACCGGAGCGCAGAGCCUGCAUACCCGGCUGACUGAAGAGCAGUGCAAGGCCUGCCUCGUGCAGAUCAGCCGGCACCGCUUCUCGCUCGUCAUCGCCGGCCUCACCAAGAUCCUGCAGCGGAUCAACGAACAGUACCAACCGACGCUAUCCUCAUCAAGCGUCAGCCGCUCCUCCGAACUCGACAAAGGCUACCACGACAGCCUGGUGAUAGUGCUAGACACGCUGGAGAUAUGCCUCAGCUCGCAACCGAAGGACACCACCAAGUACGACGAGGCUAUGAACGUCAAGAUACUGCUGAGGGAGGUGUGCCAGUUUAUUGACAUGCGAAACGAGAGCACAGUGAACAACGUAGAGCUGAGGCAGCUGUCUUCGAAGGUUCUGUUCGCGCUCAGCCUGAACUUUUUCAACGCUGUGUUUAACAGGAUCAGCGCUAGGUUACAGGAAGUUGCAUCCAGCUCAGAAGAAAACCCCGAUUAUACAGACAUAGAGUUAAUUCAGCACAUCAACGUCGAUAUACUGAGACUUAUUCGGCUGCUCACAGAGUCCAUACAAAAGUUUAAGCUGUUGAGAAAAUCAGCGCACAUAGUCCUAGUGGCUUCACUCGAGAAAGCUAUAUGGAACUGGAUGGACACUUACCCACAGGAAUUCGCCGAAGUCCAGUGCCGGCCUAACGACGAACUCAGCAAAUGCUGCGACACGUUAUUCGAUAUUUUACAAGACAGUUUCUCGGACAACAAGAAGUCGCGAGUGGCCAUGUGGCCUCUGCAGGUCAUGCUGCUCGUGCUUAACCCCAAAGUUCUAGAAGAAAUAGUGAACGCCGACAGCGGAGCGCCUUGCAGCCCGCGGCACACGAAGAAGAAGCUCUUCAUAGACUCAGUCAAGAGGGGCCUCAGUCCCCAGAACAAUUCGAAGCAAAUGACGGAAGCUGCGGUGGUGACUUGCGUGAAGCUAUGCAAGGCGUCCACUUACCUGAACAUCGCUGACUCCGGCAACGUCACGUUCGUGCUCGUCAAGUCCGUCAUCAACGACCUCAAGUCGCUCCUCUUCAAUCCUUCAAAAUCGUACAUACGUGGCAACCUGAUAUCCGGCUACUCGGAAUUGGACCUUAUGACCGACUGCUUCGUGUCACUUUUCCGCAUUAUGCCGCACAAUAAUGACGCACUCAAAGUGUGUCUCAAUCUGAACACACACUUGUCUUACCAUUACGUCAUCGUCAAUUCGCUGCUUCGGAUUAUCAAGCAGCCCAGGCUGCCUUGGUGGCCUCAGAUCGAGCUGCUAUACCCUCGCGCGGCAGAACUGAGGGCUAUGUUUACUGACACGUUGAAUAAGGCUACACAGGGCUACAUAGUCCACACUCCGCUCCGCAUGAUAUCGCUGUCGCUCAAGUCCAAGGAGGUGCAGUCCAAGUUCAACCGCUCGGAGGAGAUGCCUGCCUACAGGAACCUUCUGCUCAGCAUGGUGCGGCUCAUACACGCCGACCCUAUGCUGAUGCUGAGCAACCCAGGCCGCUCCGGCAUCGAGAUCCAAUCGUCCACCACCGAACUGAUCAACGGUCUCGUAUCGUUGGUCCACCAAGCGGGCAUGGGCGAGAUAUCGCAGGAGGCGAUGGACGCGCUGCUGGCGCUGCAUCGACCCGACCGCGUGCACAUGUGGCACCCGGACGCGCCCGAGAACACCUUCUGGGACAUCAGCUCGCAAGUCCUCUACAACAUCAGUCAAAAACUGAUCCAGCGUCAGAUCGGCAACUACCGCGAGGUUCUGCGCUGGUUGCGCGACAUUCUGACUUGUCGCAACGACUUCCUUGCUAAACACAAGGACUACGCCAACCAGGGCUCACAGCUGCCUAUAUGCAAGCAGGCGCAUAUAAAACUGGAGGUGGUAUUCUUCAUGUGCCUCUGGUCGAUCGAUACCGACGUGGUGUUAGUUGGCAUGUCGUGCUUCGCUCUCCUGUGUCAAGAGGCCGAUAUCCGCUGCGGAUCCGAUGAGAUCACCACGCAGUGUCUGCUGCCUAACUACGCUGUGUUUCAGGAGAUAGCACAUACUUCUACUGUUCUUACUACAGGUUCGGCAGCGCUACAGAAGCGUAUAAUGGCGUUGCUAAGGAAAAUUGAACACUGCGUGAAUGGAGUACAGCCUGUAUGGGAAGAGACUUUCAGGAAUUGGGACUCCCUAUGCAAGAUACUCCAGAAAUACCCAAAAGGGCAGGGCGACAAGAUGGACGAAUGCCAAAUGGAGGCCUUGCACAGAGCCGUUGCUAAGCGACGGGUAUCCCAUCAUACGAGCAGCGAACACGACUUUGAGAUGCAAAUCCAAGAGUGGGCUAACAUCACAUCGUUCCUGUGUGCUUUAGGCGGCGUCUGCUUACAGCGUCGGCCGUCCACCGUGUGGUCAUAUCUGCAUAGUCACGAUUCCCGAAAAUACAACGUUCUUGCAAACAGCUCACAAGAAGUUCAAUACUGUCCGGUUACUCACUUCCACAUCUACAGAUUCAUAGGGCAGUUACUCCGACUCUUGCUAUGCAGUAACGAACGCUUUGGGCAUCAGAUACAAACCCACGUGAAAGAGUUAGUCGGUCACGAAAUGUCGCCGGCACUGUACCCGACACUGUUUGACCAAAUAAAGGCUAUCAUUGACAAGUUCUUCGAUCAGCAGCAACAGGUGAUGCUAACAGACAUCAACACGCAGUUCGUAGAGCACACAAUCUUCAUCAUGAAGAGCAUCCUCGACAACAAGAAGAGUGGCCAGCCUUCAGAACCUCUCAGCACCACCUCCAUUGAGGGACUCAUGCUGGCUAUAGUCAGAUACGUCCGCCAUCUGGACAUGACAGUGCUGUCUGUUCACAUCAAGACGAAGCUCUGCCAAGUGGUGGAGGCCAUGAUGAAGAGGCGCGACGACCUCGCUUUCAGACAGGAGAUGAAAUUCCGCAACAAGAUGGUGGAAUACGUCACGGAUUGGGUCCUCGGAACCAGCCACCAGAUCGCGCCACCGCUGCGGCCCGACUCGUCAACCAUCAGCAGGUACCUGGUAUGCUGCAGGGAGCUUGAUCAAGCCUGCAUGGAGGCAGUCGCAGCGCUGUUGAAAGGCCUACCGCUUCAACCUGAAGAGUCUGAUAGAGGGGAUCUGAUGGAAGCUAAAAGCCAACUGUUUCUUAAGUACUUCACUCUGUUCAUGAACUUGCUGAACGACUGCAACGAGGUGGAAUUGGCCGAGGGUCCAGGACGAUUGGAGCCGUUACGCACUGCUACCAUCCAGGCCAUGUCAAAUUUGCUGAGUGCUAACAUCGACUCGGGACUUAUGCAUAGCAUCGACCUAGGCUACCACCGAGACCUGCAGACCAGGGCAGCGUUCAUGGAAGUCCUGACGAAGAUCCUGCAUCAGGGGACAGAGUUCGACACUCUGGCGGAAACGGUCUUGGCAGACCGCUUCGAACAGCUGGUGCAGUUGGUCACCAUGAUUUCUGAUAAGGGUGAACUGCCAAUCGCAAUGGCCUUGGCUAACGUGGUCAGCACUUCUCAAAUGGACGAACUGGCCCGCGUGUUCGUGACUCUGUUCGACGCUAAACAUCUCCUCGCUCCGUUACUGUGGAAUAUAUUCUAUAGAGAAGUCGAGAAUGCUACCCUCUACGAGGUGUCGGCAGGGCGUCAGCAAUGGCACGACCCUAUCCUGUACUGUGUGGACAUGUUGACUGACAACACGACCGAGAAGCCGCGCGCGAUCGCUGCGGUCUGCUACCCUGAGAUUCAGGAAGGCGACAGCCCUGUGCUGUACAUCGCAUAUGCUAUAGGUCUUCUGCUGUCAGUGCCGUUUCUGCUGGCCACGUUUCUGGUGUACGCAUUCAUCCCAGACCUGCGUAACCUGCACGGCAUGUGCCUAAUGUCGUACUGCGCUGGCCUGAUGGUGGCUUACAUUUUCCUGGCGUACCUCAAGGUGCAGACAGGGCAGAUAGGAGUGGCUAUGACUGGCUGUUACGUCAUUGCAUUCAUCGUGUACUACAGCUUCCAAUCCAGCUUCUUCUGGCUCAACGUCAUGUGUUUUGACAUCUGGAGGACAUUCAGCGGCUACCGAGGUGGCAGUUCUCACAAGCGACGUGAAAACCGGAGGUUCGCUCUGUACGGCGCAUACGCAUGGGGAAUCCCCUUGGCGUUGGCGGGCUGUACUAUCGGAAUGCAGUUCGCCGAACUACCCUCGGGGAUCAUUAAGCCUGGAUUCGGAACUAGAAGGUGCUGGUUUGAAAACUGGCUUAGCGAGAUGGUAUACUUCUUCACGCCAGUGUUGAUAUUGGUGGUAUGCAACGUGGUACUGUUCUCCAUUACGUCAUACCGCAUCCGCUCCAUCAGGCAGGAGACGGCCAUCUUGAAGGGAUCGGAGUCUGCUAGGAGCGACAAACUCAAGAAGGAUAAGCAGAGAUACGGCCUCUACGUAAAGCUGUUCGUGGUUAUGGGCGUGAACUGGACAGUAGAGCUGAUCAGCUUCGCCGUGGGAGGCUCCAACUGGUACUGGAUCCUGGUCGACAUCUCCAACAUUGCUCUGGGCUUCUUCAUCUUCUUCAUCUUCGUUUGGAAGAAGAAGGUGCGCAAUUUGGCUGCGAAGAGGUUCCGCACCAUGUUCGGAAUGGCGACAACAGCACCAGACAUGCGCAAGAGUCCUUGGACGAGCAGCACACACACGGAGGACACGCGCGUGUCCGCUUCCGCCGACGACCCCAGCAUGAGGUUGAAGGAUCUACGCUGA
Molecule: messenger RNA, 4897 nt
Organism: Ostrinia furnacalis (Asian corn borer)
Lineage: Eukaryota; Metazoa; Arthropoda; Insecta; Lepidoptera; Crambidae
Product: neurofibromin-like
Exons: 34
Coding region: 95-4897 (1600 amino acids)
Biological process (GO): G protein-coupled receptor signaling pathway; cell surface receptor signaling pathway; regulation of GTPase activity
Cellular component (GO): plasma membrane
Molecular function (GO): G protein-coupled peptide receptor activity
Source: RefSeq, a predicted model, not a curated record